UCUAACUCCUGCGUGUGUAAUAAUGUUUUCCCCUCCGCUGAGGCUCACUCCUCCAGCCUAUUGUUUGAGACAACAGAUAUAAGUUGCGAUGGGAGAGGAGCGUCGGAUUUGGUGUGUAUCCCCCAUUUCCAAUUAUAGAUGGAUCAUUACAGACAGCGGAGUCCUGAGAAGCCAGACAUCUGCUCCUCACAUGAAUGCACUCAACUCCUAGAGACCAGGCUGCCAUCAUGCUCUGGAAGCUCGUGGAGAAUGUCAAGUACGAAGAUAUCUAUGAGAUGUUAGUCCACACCUAUUCAUCCAUGGACCGGCACGAUGGCGUCCCGAGCCACAGCUCGCGGCUGUCCCAGCUGGGCUCGGUGUCCCAAGGACCCUACUCGAGCGCCCCGCCGCUGUCCCACACCCCGUCGUCCGACUUCCAGCCGCCCUACUUCCCGCCCCCGUACCAGCCGCUGCCCUACCACCAGAGCCAGGACCCCUACUCCCACGUCAACGACCCCUACUCCCUGAACCCCCUGCACCAGCCCCAGCAGCACCCCUGGGGCCAGCGGCAGCGGCAAGAGGUGGGCUCCGAGGCCGGCUCGCUCCUGCCGCAGCCCCGCGCCGCGCUGCCGCAGCUGUCGGGCCUCGACCCCCGGCGGGACUACCACGCGGUGCGCCGGCCCGACGUGCUCCUGCACUCGGCCCACCACGGCCUGGACGCGGGCAUGGCAGACGGCCUCUCCCUGCACGGCCUCGGCCACCCCGGCAUGGAAGACGUGCAGUCAGUUGAAGAUGCCAAUAACAGCGGCAUGAAUCUAUUGGACCAGUCUGUCAUAAAAAAAGUUCCGGUUCCCCCCAAGUCUGUGACUUCUCUGAUGAUGAAUAAGGAUGGUUUCCUGGGCGGUAUGUCCGUCAACACUGGCGAGGUCUUUUGCUCGGUCCCGGGCCGGCUGUCCCUGCUCAGUUCCACCUCCAAGUACAAGGUCACCGUCGGGGAAGUUCAGAGGCGACUUUCGCCCCCCGAAUGCCUCAAUGCGUCACUCCUGGGCGGCGUCCUCCGAAGAGCCAAAUCGAAAAAUGGGGGGAGAUCCUUGCGAGAAAGGCUAGAAAAAAUCGGUUUGAAUUUACCCGCGGGCAGACGCAAAGCAGCAAAUGUCACGUUACUCACCUCCCUGGUGGAAGGAGAAGCUGUUCACUUAGCUCGAGAUUUUGGGUACAUUUGUGAAACAGAGUUUCCCGCCAAAGCUGUUUCUGAGUAUUUGAACCGGCAGCACACGGACCCCAGUGACCUGCACUCCCGAAAGAAUAUGCUGCUGGCCACCAAGCAACUGUGUAAGGAAUUUACGGAUCUGCUGGCCCAGGACCGGACGCCGAUCGGAAACAGCCGGCCCAGCCCCAUCCUGGAGCCCGGGAUCCAGAGCUGCCUGACGCAUUUCAGCCUCAUCACGCACGGCUUCGGCGCCCCUGCCAUCUGCGCCGCGCUCACGGCCCUGCAGAACUAUCUCACCGAGGCGCUCAAAGGCAUGGACAAGAUGUUCUUGAACAACACCACCACUAACAGGCACACGUCUGGGGAAGGCCCAGGUAGUAAAACUGGCGACAAGGAGGAGAAACACAGGAAAUGAAACAUUUUUAAAAACAAAAAAAAGAGGAAAGAUGUUUUAAAUACAAAUGGAAAACAGAAAAAAAAAUUUUAAUUUUUAGCUUUAAACUAUUGGAUUGGCUUUGGAAGAAUUAUAUUAGGUAGAAUACACAUACAAUCAAAAAAAAUUA
This is a messenger RNA of Sorex fumeus (smoky shrew), 1752 nucleotides long. RefSeq names its product transcription factor AP-2 beta (gene TFAP2B). Gene Ontology annotation, biological process: regulation of transcription by RNA polymerase II; anatomical structure development; regulation of cell population proliferation. The record is from RefSeq and is a predicted model, not a curated record. The transcript has 8 exons. Bases 195 to 1604 code for a protein of 469 amino acids. Gene Ontology annotation, molecular function: DNA-binding transcription factor activity, RNA polymerase II-specific; RNA polymerase II transcription regulatory region sequence-specific DNA binding. Lineage: Eukaryota; Metazoa; Chordata; Mammalia; Eulipotyphla; Soricidae. Gene Ontology annotation, cellular component: nucleus.